ACUAUUGAAGUUGGUAAGGAUCCUAACGUAAAAAUAUUUCGUGCACAUAUGAUUAUCCUAUGUCACCGUUCUUCAUUUUUACGAAGAAUUUUAACUUCAAACAAAAAGAAUAAUGAUGUUUUAGCUCAUAUUAAAUUAUCAAAUAUUUCUCCGGAAACCUUUCAAAUUAUCUUGAGGUAUCUUUAUGGUGGCAUUUUUUCAUUAAAU
Rhizophagus irregularis DAOM 181602=DAOM 197198 is the source of this 207-nucleotide messenger RNA. RefSeq lists its product as uncharacterized. The record is from RefSeq and is a predicted model, not a curated record. Gene Ontology annotation, molecular function: protein binding. Lineage: Eukaryota; Fungi; Glomeromycota; Glomeromycetes; Glomerales; Glomeraceae.